GUAAGAUUUUCCCUCUGAUUUAGCCAAAUUUGUCAAGAAUUUCACCCGGUUUAUCCUCAAUCUCGCACUAAUACAAAUGCACAUGGAUUACUCCACAAGCGAAGGUGGCAAGCAAAACAAAAACGAGAUGACAAAUCAUUUUGUGUGUCGUUAUCAAAUUGUAGCUUAAGAAUCAUGCAUUUAAUUUAAUUAAAAAAUUAUAUGUGUCGCCGUUGGCGGUAAUUGUUUUAGCUACCGACCUUGAUUGGUGCUCAAGAGUGGAAUGGUAAAUGUAGAUGCUGACGAACAAUCGAAUUAUUAGUUGGAAGUCCCUGGGGAGACAUUCCAUUCAAAAAGGUAGCAAGUGCUGAUGUAAUGAUAACCUUGCUUUGAAAACAAAUUGGAAGCAGAGCUAAGGAUAAGCGUACAAGUGAUGUACUGCAUUAGCUUCACGAUAGGCCGCAGGCACGUUAUAGUAAGCGUUCUUGACUGGAGUAGUCCCAUGUCGCUCGCCGUGGAUCGACCGAGGAGCGAUCUCAGCCCUCUUGGAACAACAUGGAAGAUCGCGCUAUCUAGUGAUUUGCACCCUGGCACUAUAACUUCCGCUUCCACUAGGCAUUCCACAAUCAUGGGUGAUGGUGAGCCGUAUGCAUGCAAACCUUUUAAACGGAUCCAGUCCUCCCCACCGAUGACGUUGACAUCUGCGCCCGAAUCGACCAGGAACUGGAUAGGGCUAGAUGAUCCUAACUGGCAGUUGACCAGUACGUCUGCUAGAGAGAGUGUGCACACAGUCUACAAUAGGAGAGACGGAAAUUUUUGUGUGAAAUGCAAAAUAAAAAUAUGUUUACGAGAUGUAUUUCGAACAAAAAUAUUACAGCAAACAAAAUAA
Topomyia yanbarensis is the source of this 868-nucleotide messenger RNA. RefSeq lists its product as uncharacterized. The transcript is spliced from 4 exons. NCBI's taxonomy places the organism in Eukaryota, Metazoa, Arthropoda, Insecta, Diptera, Culicidae. The record is from RefSeq and is a predicted model, not a curated record. The coding region runs from base 413 to 868 and encodes 151 amino acids.